UCUCUAUAAUCUCUCUUGCCGACCUUUAAGAGAGACAUAACACUUGUCAUUUCGGAAUCUGUCUAGAUCUGUCAUUACGUUAUCGCAAAUGCGCAUUUCUCGUUAGAACUUUGAUUUUUACAUUAAAAAAAGUAAAUCUCAAAGGGACAAUUAUUACUGUCCUACUGCCAGUUAGUUUUUAAAAAAUGUAUAAAUCAAAUCAAGAACCGGAUAUACCCGCAGCAUUGGGUUUGUUAUCUCAUUUGGAUAAUGAUGAAUUGAAGGAACUACUAAAUAACGAUGGCAAAUUCGAAGAUAUCGUGAAAGAUAUAAAACAGUUUAAAGAUUUUGAAACUGAGAAGGAAAUGUUAAUGGCGAGCAACAGAUCUCUAGCUGAGUUUAAUUUGUCUAAACAACCUGAAUUGGAAGAGAACAAACAGAUUUUAAAAGAAUUAAGUGAACAAGCCAAUCAGUUGUGUAUUAGCGUCAAAGAUAAAUUAGAUGAGAUGCGUGAUAAGUCUGGUACAAUGACUGUUGAUACUGCACUUGACUUGUUGCAAGCAGCUGCUGCUGAAAUCGAAGAAGAAUCAGAGGGAAUAGCAGAGAAAUUCUUAGCCGGUGACAUCGAAGUAGACGAAUUCUUGGAUCAGUUUUUAUCGCGAAGAAAACUGAUGCAUUUGCGUAAAGUAAAAGUAGAUAAAUUACGAGAAUUGAUAAGAAAAGGACAUUCAAGUACUCCUGGUUACUCAAUCGCUUCAAAUUUUCCUGGAAUGAGACCCGCUAUACCAUAUCCAACUGGACCAGUAGCUAUGCCGAUGCCAUUGCCAAGUUUACCAGCUUAUACAUCAUAUUAAUAUAAAAAAAUUACGUCAUAUUUGUUUCUGCGAUACGUUUCAUCAGUCGCGUGCAAUAUAUCUGAUAUUGAUGUUCUUUACAUAUUACAUCUCUUAUAUAUAUUGUAUAUUGAUUAUUCACUAUUUUUUAUACUAAAUAAUGUGUUGUGCGACAUAUCAUGCAGCAAGCGAGCUAUAUGUUACAUAUUACACUUACCUAAGUUAUAUUAUUUAUUGAUAAUGUUUUAGGAUGCCAAUAUCCUGAAAUAUUAUCUAUACAUCAUGAGAUAUUUGGAUAAUUGUUUUUAAAUACAGAUGCAAAAUCAAUGGCUUGUUAACAAAGUUCAUAGUAUAUAGCAAUUUUUUUAAGGAGUAUACGAAAGAAUAUCGUCGGCAUCGUUUUUCAUCACAUGAUCUAUUUAAUAUUGUUUUUACUUGAUUAAUAGACAUAACAAUAAGCAAAAAAUAAAAUUUGUACAUUCAUUACUGGAACGUAGAUACUAUUCAAUUAAAUAAAUAUGAACUAAUUUCAA
Pogonomyrmex barbatus (red harvester ant) is the source of this 1345-nucleotide messenger RNA. RefSeq names its product vacuolar protein sorting 37B (gene Vps37B). The record is from RefSeq and is a predicted model, not a curated record. NCBI's taxonomy places the organism in Eukaryota, Metazoa, Arthropoda, Insecta, Hymenoptera, Formicidae. Gene Ontology annotation, biological process: protein targeting to vacuole; ubiquitin-dependent protein catabolic process via the multivesicular body sorting pathway; protein targeting to membrane. Gene Ontology annotation, cellular component: ESCRT I complex.